AUGAUGAAGAGCCUCUUGGCAUGUCAACUUCAUCGUAACCAAUUUGAUAUGUAUUUAACCGUAUGCAUUUGCCGUAAACGUUAUUCAGACGACGAAGAUGUGUUUGUACCAUUAAGAGAGGUGAUCAUAUCGUUGAGAUUACGAAUAGUGCCAGUUCUACGCGAUAACGUUUGUGCUGAAGAAUUACCACUUGAAGAAUAUUUUGCCGUUGAUGUCACAAAUCGUCAGUUAAUUGGCGCACUUCUCAAGCUGUUACCGUCAAUGCCGAAUGCGAUGAACCACUUGAAACGUAUCAAAGAUGGUCGCGUUCUCAUUCAGCAAUGCAGUACGCCCUUACCUGAUGAACUGCUGCAAUCAAUUCGUAAUCUUCUCCAACAAGAAACCGCUUUAAUCAUCGAGCGCGUUCAGGUGCCCUCAAAGAAACCUUUCACAAGACGUCAAUUCGAAUGGGCAAAACAGCGAUGGCCCACUGCGUUUCAUCCGAAUCAAGAAGUUGAAGCACUUCUGCAUGGAACGUUCUUCAGUGAUGAUGAACAUCGCAAAAUAUUCGAUUUCUAUUCAAGAGCUGAACAAAUAGGCGACGGCGAUAGUGGUUGUGUGAUCGUUGAUGUAACGGGCAAAGUAGUAGCUGAAAGUGGAGUGCGAGCAAAACCACUCGGACAUGCUGUGAUGUCUGCGGUCGAAGACUUAUGUGAGAGUCAUCGAAUACAAGGAAGUGAUGUAUUGCAAUAUUUGGGCACUGGAUUUGAUGUUUAUUUAACACAUGAGCCGUGUUCGAUGUGUGCUAUGGCGUUGGUUCAUUUCCGAGUAGGUCGUGUGUUUUUUGGUAAAUGUUCGCCGAAAGGAGGCGCUCUUCAGUCAUCGUGGAGAAUUCAAGAGGAAAAGCGUAUCAAUCAUCAUUAUCGUGUAUUUCGAAUCGAUGAAAUCGACUAG
Anisakis simplex (herring worm) is the source of this 933-nucleotide messenger RNA. The record is from the annotation of a GenBank genome assembly. NCBI's taxonomy places the organism in Eukaryota, Metazoa, Nematoda, Chromadorea, Rhabditida, Anisakidae.